Molecule: messenger RNA, 1369 nt
Organism: Pseudogymnoascus verrucosus
Lineage: Eukaryota; Fungi; Ascomycota; Leotiomycetes; Thelebolales; Thelebolaceae
Exons: 3
Coding region: 361-1203 (280 amino acids)
Cellular component (GO): membrane
Source: RefSeq, a predicted model, not a curated record
CCCAAUUUCUGCCCGUUGCCAUGAAUCAGAGCGCUUGCCCGUUUCUGGUACGGUUCAUUGCGAUACGCGGAGAUUUCCUCUUACUUCGAGCUUUUGAUGCACCAAAGGUCUGUUUCCAUAGACAAUAAUACCCAUGUGUAGAAAAGAUAAGUAGUCCCCUCUCCCUUCUCAUUCUGGUUGAAAGUCACACACUCGACUACUCAACUUCAUUUAUACCCAAUCUUCCAUUGCCUUUCUCUUCGUCCCUUUCCUUGCCUCUCUUUCUUGAGCUCUCGCCCCUUACCACUACAUCGGAGCAUUCCUUCACUGUUCAAUUCGACAUUCGGCUUCCUUACAUCAGGUAUAACCUAGAUUGUCAGGAUGACUGAACUCAAGUCUCACAAUGGCUACUAUCUGUGGCACUAUCUUCCCUCGACCCCCGCGGCAGUUAUCUUCUGCAUCCUCUUCAUAAUCGCCACGGUCGCGCACUUAUGGCGCUUGUGCAAGACUCGCGCCUGGUUUUGUCUCGCCUUUACCAUCGGGGCUUUUUUCGAAGUUAUUGGCUUUGGCGCGCGAGCGGCUGCCCAUAACCGAACCGAUGCACUCAUGCCCUACAUCAUCCAGAACUUAUUUAUUCUCCUCCCGCCUGCCCUCUUCGCUGCCUCCAUCUACAUGACCCUCGGCCGAAUCAUCAACGCUGUCAAUGGAGGGCAUCUUUCUAUCAUCCGACCAACAUGGCUCACCAAGAUUUUCGUGGGCGGCGAUGUCUUCUCUUUUAUGGUCCAGGGCGGAGGUGGUGGAAUGAUGGCUGGUGGGGAUCAAAGCAAGGUCAAGCUCGGCCAGAACAUGAUUUUGGGCGGUUUGGGCAUCCAACUCCUCAUGUUUGGGCUCUUCUGGCUUACAGCUGUCCUCUUCCACCUUAAGAUUCGCAAGAAUCCGACAACCGAGAGCUACACCAUUGACGCCAAAUGGGAGCAGUAUCUGGGUAUGCUCUACAUGGUCAGUGCAUUGAUCAUGAUAAGGAGCAUCUUCCGUGUUGCGGAGUAUGUGAUGGGCAACGAUGGUUAUCUUCUGAUGAAUGAGUGGCCGCUGUAUGUGUUCGAUGCGACGUUGAUGUUUGGUGUGACGGUGUUGUUUUACUGGAGACAUCCAGGCGCCCUCACGGCUGCGAAGAUCCACGAUGCAGAGCGUGUUCAGCUUGAAAGCAUGAGCUCGAAAGCAUAAGUUCGAAACCUCGAUCGGGUUAUAGAAGGGAGAAUCGAGAGUGUUUUUCAUUUGUCAUCUACUAUAGUUUUAUUUGCUGUGGCGUUAUUAGAGGAUUUUGAUAUAGUUGUUUUUGAAUAGCGAGAUAGCACCCAUUCGAUAUAGUUACCAAAUAAGACAUGCUGCC